This is a messenger RNA of Paramisgurnus dabryanus, 1333 nucleotides long. The record is from RefSeq and is a predicted model, not a curated record. Lineage: Eukaryota; Metazoa; Chordata; Actinopteri; Cypriniformes; Cobitidae.
CUGGCACGCGAUCCUGUUCGGGUGACCACGUGGUCUGGACACGAUUCUUCCAUGUAACUUUAAUAUAACUGUUCUUUCCAGAAAGUUUGGAUCGCAUUAGAUUUGCCAUGUCUUUCUGUUCAUUCUCGAAAGGGGAGUUUUUUAAGGAUCACUUUGAAACUGGCAUAUAUGUUUGUUCAAAAUGUGGAUAUGAGCUGUUUUCCAGCAAGUCUAAAUAUGAACAUUCAUCACCCUGGCCAGCCUUCACCGAAACUAUCCAUGAGAACAGUCUGUCCAAACAAGAAGAGAGACGGGGCGCCUAUAAGGUUAAAUGUGGUAAAUGCGGUAACGGUCUUGGUCACGAGUUCGUAAAUGAUGGACCCAAACGUGGUGUCUCACGCUUUUGAAUAUUCAGCAGCUCUCUGAAGUUCAUUCCUAAAGUUAAGAAUGAUCAACAGUAGAGCAAUUGGAAAUUUUGGAAAGAAACCAUGAGGAUGUUUCAUUAAGAAUACCUGGAGAAGCGUUGAUGUGUUUACCAUGUGGAUGGUGAAUGAAACGCUCUGACAAAAGCCCACAGCGGGACGUUCAGAGUGAUGAUGUGUACACAACCUUAUGGGAAACAUGGAUAGCUUUCUCACAUGACUAAGCUGUUAUCAGUUUAUACACACAUUAUUUUUCUAUGCACAGGACAUUUGAAACUAUGCACAUUAUCCUUUUAUCUCACUUUUAGCCUUUUGAAGUGUGCAUCAUUGGUGCUGUAAGAAUAUCACAUGAUAGCCAUCAUUUCAGGAGUUCUACAAAAGACCUUUGGGUCUUGGUAGGAAUUUUUUUUACAGUCAGUCUCUCAGACUUGGUGCUUUUGCUAAUUUAAAUAAUUUACAUAUUUACAUGUUUUAAAGCUACAUACCUAACCGGUUUUCAUCAUAUGUCGUGCUACACUGGUCUGUUAACUGUUGCAUUUAUCUGUUCUGUUACAUAUUGCUGGAGUCCCAGGAAAAGGUCAAAGUCUAAAAUCUUCCUUUGAAUUUGAGAAAGAUUUUAAGGAUUUACAAAUUUCUGGAUUAGUAUUGAGAGAAUACAACUUUAUCAGUUAUGUGCUUUUAGAAAUUACUUUCUUUGUGAGUAUUGAAAUGUUUCUUCGUGUUGGAUGUUAAAGGGACAGUUCACCCAAAAAUUACAAUUUUAUCAUCAUUUACUCACUCUCACAAUGUUACAAACCUGUAUAAAUUUAUUAGUUGUGAUAAACACGAAGGAAGAUAUUAUUUGGACUAAAAGGAAAAUGCAGAAGCACAAUGUUCACUUUGUUUGAAGUUGUUGUCGUCAAAAUAAAUUCAAAGGCAUCUUUGUAAAAGCA